This is a messenger RNA of Dromaius novaehollandiae (emu), 3123 nucleotides long. RefSeq names its product 6-phosphofructo-2-kinase/fructose-2,6-biphosphatase 3 (gene PFKFB3). Gene Ontology annotation, biological process: fructose metabolic process; fructose 2,6-bisphosphate metabolic process. Gene Ontology annotation, cellular component: cytosol. The record is from RefSeq and is a predicted model, not a curated record. The transcript is spliced from 15 exons. Bases 378 to 1922 code for a protein of 514 amino acids. Gene Ontology annotation, molecular function: ATP binding; 6-phosphofructo-2-kinase activity; fructose-2,6-bisphosphate 2-phosphatase activity. NCBI's taxonomy places the organism in Eukaryota, Metazoa, Chordata, Aves, Casuariiformes, Dromaiidae.
AAGCAUUAGCGGCGGCACUCGCCUUCCGACUUCUUCCCACCCCGCCCCGGGACAGGCGGGCAGCGGCGUUAUUUAUUUAUUUAUUCCUUGCCGGGCCGGCUUUGUGCCAGGAGAGCCUUCCUCCCUCCCUGCUUCCCUCCGGGCUCCGCCGCAGCGAGGAGCCUCCGAGGCGCCGCAGCCAGCGCUGGCAGCCGCUGGGGCGAAAUAAGCCCCCAAAGCAGCGCCUGCAACAAAAAGGCGUUUGUUUUUUCCUCCUUUUUUUAAAAAAAAUCCCCCCCCCCUGCUGCCCCCUCCCUCCUCCUCUCUUUUCCUCCUGCCUCUCCCCGUGCAAACGCAGCAAGGUGGACUCGGAGCGCAAAAAGAGCUUUGUUUUAAAAAUGCCCAUGGAGCUGACGCAAAGCCGCAUCCAGAAGAUUUGGCUGCCCAACGACAACCGGCCGGCUCUGCCCCACCGCUCGUGCGGGCCGCAGCUUGCCAAUUCGCCCACCGUGAUAGUGAUGGUUGGUCUCCCGGCCCGUGGGAAGACCUACAUCUCCAAGAAGCUGACUCGCUACCUCAACUGGAUUGGUGUCCCCACGAAAGUUUUCAACGUGGGAGAGUAUCGCCGCGAGGCAGUGAAGCAUUACAGCUCCUAUGACUUCUUCCGCCCCGACAACGAGGAGGCCAUGAAAGUCAGGAGGCAAUGUGCCCUAGCCGCCUUGCGGGAUGUCAAGCUGUACCUGAUGGAGGAGGCUGGCCAGAUUGCGGUUUUUGAUGCCACCAAUACAACACGGGAGAGGCGAGGGAUGAUCUUAAACUUUGCCAAAGAAAAUGGAUUCAAGGUGUUCUUCAUUGAGUCUGUCUGCAACGAUCCCACUGUAGUAGCUACCAAUGUUAUGGAAGUGAAGUUGUCCAGCCCUGAUUACCGGGACUGUAAUUCGACCGAUGCCAUGGAGGACUUUAUGAAGAGAAUCAAUUGUUACCAGGCCAGCUACCAGCCACUUGACCCGGAUGACUAUGAUCGGGAACUUUCUCUCAUCAAAGUCAUCGAUGUUGGCCGGCGGUUCCUGGUCAACAGGGUUCAGGAUCACAUCCAGAGCAGGAUCGUUUACUACCUAAUGAACAUCCAUGUCCAGCCCCGCACCAUCUAUCUCUGUCGGCAUGGCGAGAGCGAGUUCAACCUCAAGGGGAAGAUUGGAGGUGACUCGGGGCUCUCUAACAGGGGCAAAAAGUUUGCAUCGGCACUGAACGAGUUCGUUGAGGAGCAGAACCUAAAGGACCUCAAAGUCUGGACCAGCCAACUAAAGAGGACAAUACAAACAGCAGAAGCUCUCCAGCUGCCCUAUGAGCAGUGGAAGGCCCUCAAUGAAAUAGAUGCUGGUGUGUGCGAAGAAAUGACAUAUGAAGAUAUCAAGGAGCAGCAUCCAGAGGAAUUUGCUUUACGUGAUCAGGAUAAAUACUAUUAUCGCUAUCCUUCUGGGGAGUCUUACCAAGAUCUAGUGCAGCGUCUAGAGCCGGUCAUCAUGGAGCUGGAGAGACAAGAGAACGUCCUUGUGAUCUGUCACCAGGCUGUCAUGCGCUGUCUCCUGGCUUACUUCCUCGACAAGAGUGCAGAUGAAAUGCCCUACCUGAAAUGUCCCCUUCACACAGUGUUGAAGCUGACCCCGGUAGCCUAUGGCUGCCGGGUAGAGUCCGUCUCUCUGAAUGUUGAAGCAGUGAACACCCACAGGGAAAGGUCAGAGGAAGCAAAGAAGGGACCUAACCCGCUCAUGAGACGUAAUAGCGUUACCCCUCUAGCAAGCCCAGAGCCCACCAAAAAACCUCGCAUCAACAGCUUUGAGGAGCAUGUGGCUGUUUCUUCUGCCCUGCCAGGCUGUGUUCCUCAGGAAGUGCCCACGCAGCUGCCGGGACAAAACAUGAACAACUCGCAGAAGCCGUCGUGACUCGGUCGGCGCGGUCCUGAGCCCACCAGCGACGCCGGCUCCCAUCCCAUCGUCAUUUCUGCAGCUUGCUUGUAACCCGCUCUCCUCGGCCCACGGCGAGGUCGGCCCGCGGCUGCUUCCACCUCCGAACCCGUUCACCUGCGAGCCGCUCCGGCGAGCGGGGCCACCGAGCGAUGGGAGGAGGAGGAGGAGCCCCCGGGGCGAAGGCGGUUUCACCACCCGAGCCCCGAGGCUGUGGCUUCGCGCCGCUCUCCUCUCCAGCGCGCUGGUCUGUCGUAGCAAGCUGUAAAGUGCUUCUCGUGCACGGGAGGUUUCCAGAUUUAAUUUUCACGCGUAGGCGAUAUUAUUAUUAAUUAUUAUUAUUAUUUUUUUUAUCUCCUGUUGUAUAAUGAUUGGUACCGAUCCAUCUCGUGGUGGAGUGUAUAUAUGUGAAUGGUGCGGGGUUAGCAGAGAAAGAUGGGGUUGGGAGGACAAAAGGGCUUUUAAUUUUCUUUAUUUUUUUUUAUUAUUGGUGUUGUUACUAUUUUUCAAGAAGGCCCCUAGCGCACUGUGCUACGGUCCUUUACGCUGCAGCCUGUUACAUACACGUCUGGUCUCACUGAUGCGUGCGAGAUGCACGCAAAGAGGGCAACAGGCCAUUGCAUGAAGUCCUUCAAAGCAAAAACUGCUGGUUUUAACAGCAACAACAACAAAAGGUUGUUCGGGGGUGUUUGGACCCCGGCAGGACAGGCUAGGCUGGAUGUGUUCUGCAGAUGUGCAGGUCUCUCGGAGGCGACCAGAGGUCUUGCUAGGGUGCAGAAGUUCAUGCACUUGCCCGUGGCUUUUUUUGAUUUACUGUGUGUGCAUGUAUGUGUACACCUGGAAAGCGCUUGGUUUUUGCACUUUAUUUGUGGCAGGAGCCUAUUUUAUUUUAUUUUUUUCCAAGUCUUGCCCUUUUAGCAGGGGAAGCCUGGCCACCGCCUUUAUUUUGGGCCGGAAAGCUGAGCCGUCGGCCAAGCGGCAGCCGCAGCAGCGUGCGAGGCGAGGUGCUGGCUUAGGGACUAGCUGUCGUGAUAACCAGCUCCCAGGGGGUUUUCCAGGCACGAUCCUUUCCCGACAGCCUAUCCCAGGCCACAAGACAUGGGGUUAAAAAUGCCAAUUAACCACUACUGUUUUGUGCAAAAGUCUGUGGAUGCUGAUUUUUCCUUUUUCCCCUUUUUUU